AUGAAACCCUUGACGUCUCUCCUGCUCAGCGCCGCGCUCUCGGCGGCAGCUCCGCACCCCGCAUCUCCUCAGGCGCCUCUGGCAGACAUUCCCAGCAUUGUGGGUGAGACUCGGACAGAGUUCAGCCAAAACUCUCUGGACGACGUGGUAAAUGCCUCUCCUCUACUCUCGUUCCAUCGAGAUCUCGUCUCAAUCGAGUCCAUCUCCGGAAACGAGGGCGCAGCCGGCGCCUUUGUGGCUGAUUUCCUGGCAUCCCACAACUUCACCGUGAUCAAGCAACCCGUCACCACGGAGUCGGAUGCACGCUUCAACAUCUUCGCAAUCCCUGAGUCCCAAUACCAUUCCCUGGAUGAGUCGCACUCGAGCCACAGUCCCCAGAUCCUCCUCACCAGCCACAUCGACACCGUGCCGCCUUUCAUCCCGUACUCCCUCCACCGCGAUGCCAACGACACCGACGACAGGAAUAUCCUCAUCGCCGGCCGUGGCACCGUCGACGCCAAGGGCAGCGUCGCGGCCCAGAUCUUCGCCGCGCUCGACAUCCUCGCCGCUCAGCCGUCCGCACCCCUGGGUCUCCUCUUCGUCGUCGGUGAGGAAACCGGCGGUGACGGCAUGAAGGCCUUCUCACAGUCCACCCACCUCAACCCCUCCCCAAGCCGCUUCCACACCGUCAUCUUCGGCGAACCGACCGAGCUGGCCCUCGUCGCCGGCCACAAGGGCAUGCUGGGCUUUGAGGUCGCCGCGCAUGGCCACGCCGCCCACUCCGGAUACCCGUGGCUGGGCGAGAGCGCCAUCUCCGCCAUCCUGCCGGCGCUGGCGCGCGUGGAUCAACUGGGUGAUAUCCCCGUCGAGGAGGGUGGCCUGCCCGCCAGCGAUAAGUACGGUCGCACGACGGUCAACAUCGGGCGGAUGGAGGGCGGCGUCGCGACGAACGUGGUGCCGAGCAAGGCACGGGCAGGGGUCGCCGUGCGGCUGGCGGCGGGCACGCACGACGAGGCGCGCGAGGUGGUGCUCAAGGCUGUCCGGGAUGUGACGGGCGGCGAUGACCGCGUGGUUGUCAACUUCAGUCUGGAGGGGUAUGGCCCGCAGGAUUUGGAUACCGAUGUGCCAGGGUUCAACAUCACCACCGUCAACUACGGGACCGACGUGCCGAAUCUGCAGCUUCAUCCCCGCCCGGACGGCAAGGUCAGGCGGUACCUGUAUGGGCCGGGGACUAUCCACGUUGCGCAUGGCGAUAACGAAGCGUUGACCGUCGCGCAGCUCGAGGAGGCCGUGCGCGGGUAUAAGAAACUGAUCCAGGCGGCGCUGGACCGGUCGGCCUCGUAG
Messenger RNA from Aspergillus fumigatus Af293, 1323 nucleotides. Its product is annotated as putative peptidase. The coding region runs from base 1 to 1323 and encodes 440 amino acids. The record is from RefSeq and is a predicted model, not a curated record. The transcript has a single exon. NCBI's taxonomy places the organism in Eukaryota, Fungi, Ascomycota, Eurotiomycetes, Eurotiales, Aspergillaceae. Gene Ontology annotation, molecular function: hydrolase activity.